Messenger RNA from Ictidomys tridecemlineatus (thirteen-lined ground squirrel), 4135 nucleotides. The record is from RefSeq and is a predicted model, not a curated record. Lineage: Eukaryota; Metazoa; Chordata; Mammalia; Rodentia; Sciuridae.
GAAAUAAUUAGUAAAGAAUAAAAGACACAGAGUCAGAAAAAUAGUUUUACAGUAGAGCCCCUGAUAGGCCCAGCCCACACAGGCUCUGGAGCUAGACAAUUAAAAAACAGCUCCCAUGGUUUAUUUAAGGGGGUAUAUUGAAGGCAGGAAAUAGAUUCCAGGGGUGGAGUCUUGCUUCAUGAUAUCUUGCAGUCAGCAGGUUGAUUGGCAUCUUGGCAGGUCACAUCCAUCUCUGAGAGGCUAUGUGGCUAUAGUAAAUCACCCUAUCUCUGGGGCUGUGUGGGGCCUGGGACAGAGCUUGAAUAAGGUCACAUGUGUCUGGGCAGUAUUAGCCAGAGGAAAUUUCCACUGGAAGUUCCCAGACACCAGAUUCUCCUAUUUACUAGACUGUGAUGCCAAUGUAGUCCACACACGGCCCACUGAUGGCUCUUGACAGUGAUUAAAGAGGAGUAACAUUUAAUUGGCUCAAAAUUCCCUUUUAGGAAUUAUCUGCUAAAGUCCAGUAUAUAUUUUAAGCAACACUAACUUACCCACUUAUAACUGGUUUCUGUAGUGGAUCAGAAGUCUUCAGAGAAAAAUAAAAAGAGUAACUAUUGCUAUUAUAUAAUAGGCAGCUCUCUGUAGUCAGGAGUCUUAAUGUUUUAGUCCCUAGGGUUAAGUUUGGGUUCAUGUGGUUUACUGUAGUACUCAGUGUGGCCCCCCUGCUAAGUCUAAUUUAUAGCGUAAGAGUUGCUGACCUGGAUUUCUUUGGGUGGAGUAGUCACAGUGAUAACUGCUCUUCUUCAUUCUACUAACUCUUAUUAGUUUUUACCUUAGCUAGGCUCUUUAAAAAAAAAAAAAGUAUAUUUCUCUCAGUGGAUAAUUCUUCUUAUCAAAAUGUCAUGGUAUUUUACUAAGCCACACCCAGAGCUUGUGUGGAAUUUUUAUAUUUACAUAAAUUUACUUAACCUGAUAGCAUACUUUCUCCAUUUUUUCAGUUCUGCUCUAGUUGCUAACGGAGUUACUGACACUGGGAAGUGGCCUUAAAUCUCUUCCUAGUUUAAGAGUCUUAAAAUAUAUUUGGAAAUUGAGUCCUUACCUGUAAUGGAUGACAUCCUAUAUAUUCAAGGACUGGAAGACAGAGAUGUCAAUAACCCCAUGCCCAACCGAGGAGGCAAUGGAUUAGCUCCUGGGGAUGACAGAUUCAAACCUGUGGUACCAUGGCCUCAUGUUGAAGGAGUAGAAGUGGACUUAGAGUCUAUUAGAAGAAAAAACAAGGCCAAAAAUGAACAGGAGCACCAUGCUGGAGGAGAUUCCCAAAAAGACAUAAUACAGAGGCAGUAUCUCACAUUUAAGCCUCAGACAUUCACCUAUCGUGAUCCUGUGCUACGCCCUGGGAUCCUUGGUAACUUUGAACCCAAAGAACCUGAGCCUCAUGGAGUGGUUGGUGGCCCUGGAGAACAAGCCAAGCCAUUGGUUUUGGGACCAGAAUUCAAACAUGCAGUUCAAGCCAGCAUUAAAGAGUUUGGAUUUAACAUGGUGGCAAGUGACAUGAUCUCACUGGACCGCAGCGUCAAUGACUUACGUCAAGAAGAAUGCAAGUAUUGGCAUUAUGAUGAAAACCUGCUUACUUCAAGUGUUGUCAUUGUCUUCCAUAAUGAAGGAUGGUCAACCCUCAUGAGAACAGUCCACAGUGUAAUCAAAAGGACUCCAAGGAAAUAUUUAGCAGAGAUUGUGUUAAUUGAUGAUUUCAGUAAUAAAGACCACUUAAAAGAAAAACUGGAUGACUACAUUAAGAUGUGGAAUGGCCUAGUAAAGGUAUUCCGAAAUGAGAGAAGAGAAGGAUUAAUUCAAGCGCGAAGUAUUGGUGCUCAGAAGGCUAAACUUGGACAGGUUUUGAUAUACCUUGAUGCCCACUGUGAGGUGGCAGUUAACUGGUAUGCACCACUUGUAGCUCCCAUUUCUAAGGACAGAACUACAUGUACUGUGCCUCUAAUAGAUUACAUAGAUGGGAAUGAUUAUUCCAUUGAACCACAGCAAGGUGGGGAUGAAGAUGGUUUUGCCCGAGGGGCCUGGGACUGGAGUUUACUGUGGAAACGUAUCCCUCUAAGCCACAAGGAAAAGGCCAAAAGAAAACAUAAAACUGAACCUUAUCGGUCCCCAGCCAUGGCUGGUGGAUUAUUUGCUAUUGAACGAGAGUUCUUCUUUGAACUGGGUCUGUAUGAUCCAGGUCUCCAGAUUUGGGGUGGUGAAAACUUUGAGAUCUCAUACAAGAUAUGGCAGUGUGGCGGCAAAUUAUUGUUUGUCCCUUGUUCUCGUGUUGGACACAUCUACCGUCUUGAGGGCUGGCAAGGAAAUCCUCCACCCCUCUAUGUUGGGUCUUCUCCAACUCUAAAGAAUUAUGUUAGAGUGGUAGAGGUUUGGUGGGAUGAGUAUAAAGACUACUUCUAUGCUAGUCGUCCUGAAUCAAAGGCAUUACCAUAUGGGGAUAUAUCUGAGCUGAAAAAAUUUCGAGAAGAUCACAACUGCAAAAGCUUCAAAUGGUUCAUGGAAGAAAUAGCUUAUGACAUCACCUCACACUACCCUUUGCCACCCAAAAAUGUUGACUGGGGAGAAAUCAGAGGCUUUGAAACUGCUUACUGCAUUGAUAGCAUGGGAAAAACAAAUGGAGGUAUUGUUGAACUUGGACCCUGCCACAGGAUGGGAGGAAAUCAGCUUUUCCGAAUCAAUGAAGCAAAUCAGCUUAUGCAAUAUGACCAGUGUUUGGCAAAAGGGCCUGAUGGAACAAAAGUUAUGAUUAUGCACUGUAAUCUAAAUGAAUUUAAGGAAUGGCAGUACUUCAAGAACCUGCACAGAUUUACUCACAUUCCUUCAGGAAAGUGCUUGGAUCGCUCCGAGGUCCUACAUCAAGUGUUCAUCUCUAAUUGUGACUCUAGUAAAAUGACUCAAAAGUGGGAAAUGAAUAAUAUCCACAGUGUUUAGAAAGAAUAAAAGAAACCAAUAAUCUACCUACUGACAAGUAAAUUUAUACAGGACUGAAAACCGCCUGAAACCUGCUGCAACAAUUAUUAUUAACUCUGUACAGCUCCAAACCUGGAACCUCCUGAUCAGUUUGAAGGACAUCGAUAAACUGUGAUUUUACAAUAACAUUAUCAUCUGCAGUUACUGUUUACAAAACUGCUUUUACCUUAAACUUUGUAGAUGUUUACAUCUUUUUUGUUUUGUUUUAAGAUGAUGUUGGUAAUUUGUGCCUUUAACUCUGUUUUGUGGGAACAGAGUUAAAAGCAUGUCGUCUUCUUUGGGAUUACACUCAGGGGUCUGAAAGGCAGUUUGAUUUUUUUUUUAAACACUUGAAAAAAGGUUGUAGUAACCAGACUUUCAUAUAUAACUUGGUGAUUAUCAACCUCUUGUGUCUUUAUUUAAUUUUACAUCUUUUUGAAGCACUGCCACAGGUUAUUAGCCAAGGUGGCCUUCCUUCACAGUCAUGCUGCUUUUUUGAAAGGUGAAUUUCAACACAUUUAGUGCCUCUUUCAUUUCUCAGUAUAUUUUUCAAGACCUUUUGAUGAAAUUUAUAGGAUGGUAAUGAUGGAAUGAAUUGUCACCUGUAUCAGGAAUACUUAGACUUCUCAGAAAUGAAUUUGUGUGCUGCCAUUUGCUAUGAAGUUGAAUGUUAUGUGGCUUGAGUAAGAAAUGAUGAUAUGUAACAUCUUAAGGCUUUAGUACAUGGGGUUUGAAAAUUGUGUGGCAUUAACUCCCACUCAGACCUGCUGGCAUUCUCAGUGCCAUCUGUCCAUGUCAACUCUUAGGGUAGCAAAGGGAUCUUCCAACUAGAGAAAAAUUGUACUCCUACAUUUAGGAUUUACUUUUCCCCGGUACCUGUUGAUACAGAAAGCUAUAAAUAAAUCUUAAGUUUUGAAACUUGGGCAGGGCGGGGGAUACCCAAAAUAAUAAAACACUGCUAUAAUAAACACGUCAAAGGUUCAUUCUGGCUGAGGUAAGAAUUUAUAAGCCCUUUUUAGAUAAGCCUUAUAAAACUCCUGUGCAUUACAUCCUAAGUUGUGUAACCUAUGAAACCAAGAGUGAAUUGAUAUUUCAUUUAUCUUCAUCCAAAUGAAAUUCCCUAUAUAUAUUUUAAAUUAAAUUACUAAGAAUACCA